This is a messenger RNA of Puccinia graminis f. sp. tritici CRL 75-36-700-3, 769 nucleotides long. RefSeq lists its product as uncharacterized. Lineage: Eukaryota; Fungi; Basidiomycota; Pucciniomycetes; Pucciniales; Pucciniaceae. The transcript has a single exon. The record is from RefSeq and is a predicted model, not a curated record. Bases 119 to 769 code for a protein of 216 amino acids.
AUUCAAACAGUUCUCGAUUCUGAUACAAAACUUAAACAAUCAGUCGAUUCUGAUUCCGACUCAAAGCGAGUGUUCGCUUCCGAAUCGAUUGAAUCGACGAAUAUCAAAACGGUCGAUCAUGUCGACUACCAAAGAAGCGGAUGUGUCGGCGGGACACCCAACUCUCAAGCUAACGGGCGUAGAACAGCUAAAGCCUCCUGGAUCGGACUCCAACUAUCUGGAUUGGAGUUGGAUCCUAGAGAUCCACUUCGCGGCGACCGACGUCGAUUACAUUAUCAACGACAAGCCCGAAGUUGCUCAAGCCAAGGCCUCUUUCGAUCGCGAUAACAAGGCCGUUUGCGCUGUCAUCUCCCGCACUAUCCACCCCAUCAACAUCCGCCAUGUCCGACAUCUAAAAAACGACGCCCGAGCGCUCUGGGACUCACUCAAGAAGGCCCACGAUCAAGACUCCUCCGCUCGAGGAGUCAUGUACUGGUUGAGGAAGCUCACACUGUCCCGAAUGGUAGACGUCGACCUACCCACUCACCUCGACGAAAUGGCUAGAACAUUUGAAUCUCUCAGCGCACUUAUUACCGCCGAGUCGCCUCUAACCCCGGAUGACAUAUACUCGAGCUCAAUUCUAAACUCGCUUCCCCCGGAUUGGCUUUCUUGUGUCUCCGUCUCGUCGAUGAUGAACGAGCCGAGGGUUGAUCCAUCCCGAUUAAUUGACGCACUCAAGGCUGAACAUCUAAUUCGUCGGAAAACUACAAGAUCCGAUGAUACCGCAUGA